CAUCUCAAAAUUGAUCGUAUGUCCCUCCUAAUAGAUCGAUGCCAUCUCCAAUUAAUUAUCUGUAUUUCUUCUCUUUUCUAUAUAUAGAUACUCCCAUAACACUGAAAAGUCCGGGAUAAGCAAGAGUUGAAUAGGAACAAAAGAAGAAACAGCCAAACCCAACAGGAAUUAGAGUUGAAGAAAGAGGGAUGUCACACUACAUUCAGAUUUCCUCCCUUGAGGUUACCUCAAUAGAUAAUCAAAUUCCAUUGCUUCUGCCAACUGAAAAAGAUGAGAUAGAAGAAGGGAGGGAAGUGGAUCAUUUAAGUGGGAUAAAUGAAAAAAAUGGACAAGAUUCAUCAGGAUCACAACCAAGGGAAAUUGUUAAUCGAAUCGCUGGAAUGUUUAAGGGUUUGGAUAACUCGUCUCUUAAAUCGUGUAUAUUCAAAGUAAAUGUGGGGCUACGUGAAUCAAAUCAAGGUGCUUAUACACCAAAGAUGGUCUCUAUAGGUCCUUACCAUAGGAAAAAUCCUAUGCUUCGUCCAAUGGAAAAGUACAAAGUAUUAUACCUACAAAGGUUUCUUAAACGACAAGAGGGGCUUGAUCUGGAAAGUUGCAUCAAUGAAUUGGAGGAAUUGAAGGAGGAAGCACUAAAAUGUUAUGAUGAUAUAGAAGACCUCAAGAAAGACACGAGUCACACUGAUCAAUUCUUGCAAAUGUUAUUGCUUGAUGGUUGUUUUGUGGUUGAGUUUAUUCGAGAGCUACAUAAAGUGUAUCCUCCAGAAGAAGAAAAAAUUAUCGAUACUAGUGUUGGUUACAUAUUUGAUCAACUGACUCGAGACUUGAUGUUACUAGAAAAUCAACUUCCCUUCUUUGUUCUCAACAAGCUUCAUCACAUGACAAAGAAAGAUGAUGAAUUACCAUUUGCAAUAAUGGCGAAGUGUUGCUUUGCUAUUAACUUGCCAAAAACGACUCCUGCAGCACUUCUAGAGAUACAUAACAAUGCUAAUGCAGGAAAAAUCAAACAUUUACUUCAUCUAAUACACAUGUCAUGGCAGGGGAAUCCUAACACAGAUCCAACAUAUUCCUGGAGAAUCUUAUGUUGCAAUCCUUUGCAAAUAAUUAGGUCAAAAGAGAAGAAGAAUGAUAAGGGCAAUAAGAUAAAUAAGGUCAUCAUACCAAAUGCAACAGAGCUUUCUGAAGCUGGGCUUAGCUUUAAAAGCUUCGGAAAUAUUUAUAGGUCGUUGGACAAAGAUGAUGAUAUUGGGGAUACAAGUUUAUUUGAUAUAAAGUACGAGAAUGGACUGUUGAAAAUCCCUUGUCUUCGAUUAUUUGAUAGUACUGAGUCAAAUCUGAGAAAUCUCAUUGCUUUUGAGCAACAAUCUGAUGUGCAUCAUAGAUAUUUCAGUGAUUAUGCUACUUUCAUGGAUCAGCUUAUUGAGUCAGACAAAGAUGUGAAUUUGCUUCGCCAGAAAGGAAUCAUAAUUAACGGGUUAGGAGAGGACAAAGAAGUGACUAGAUUCUUUAACAAAAUUGGAAAAGGGGUCAGCACUUCAGCCGGCUUUUAUGACAAACAAGGAUACAGAAAAAUAAUUGAACAUUGUGAAAGACCAUGGAACAGAAUGAAGGCAAAUUUGAUACACAAUUAUUUUAGUAGUCCUUGGGUUGGAGCUUCAACUCUCGCAGCCAUCGUUCUCCUCAUACUCACAGCUAUACAAACUGUUCUAGCUUUCACAGGCGGAGUUAAAUAAGUAAUAAUUGCGUUAAUUAUAUAAGAUAGGUUGUUUGAAUGUCUAGUGUUUCCUCAACUCCAUGCAUGUAAUAUAAUUGUAUGUGUGUUGAUGAGUUUUUCAUUUAUUCUAUUUUUACCCCCUUUUGCAUUUGGUUUUGUUGUUAAGUGCUAACAAUUGGUCUAUUUCAAGUAUCUAUUAGUUUUUUGGGGUCA
Molecule: messenger RNA, 1924 nt
Organism: Capsicum annuum
Lineage: Eukaryota; Viridiplantae; Streptophyta; Magnoliopsida; Solanales; Solanaceae
Product: putative UPF0481 protein At3g02645
Exons: 3
Coding region: 189-1730 (513 amino acids)
Source: RefSeq, a predicted model, not a curated record